CGGCCGCCCGGUUGCCAUGGCGACGCGCGGCGGCCGUGCCCCCGGGCGGCUCACAAGGAGACCCCCCGCGGGGCGAGCACACGCGUGACGGCGGAGCUCGGCGCCCGACGGGCCGGGCGGCGGCGGUUGGGGCUGCUGCCGGCCUAGCCAGCGCUCGCACCCGAUGCUGAGUCAGAAACGGGUAUCCCGAAAUCCCCCUCUGAGGCGCGGCGCUCGGAGGCCAUGGAGGAGCUGGAGCACACCUGCCCGCAGCCUCGCCUGACUUCGAUGGCACCUGCUCCAUUUGCAGAUGAAAUAAGUUGUCAGUGCCAAGCCCCUCAUGAGAAGCUAACCAUUGCACAAGCUCGCCUGGGAACACCAGCUGACAGACCCGUCAGAGUGUAUGCAGAUGGGAUAUUUGACCUCUUCCACUCUGGCCACGCUAGAGCUCUUAUGCAAGCCAAAACUCUAUUCCCAAAUAGCUACUUAUUAGUAGGAGUUUGCAGUGAUGAUUUAACUCAUAAAUUGAAAGGCUUCACUGUGAUGAAUGAAACUGAGCGAUAUGAAGCCCUCAGACACUGUCGUUAUGUGGAUGAGGUCAUCAGGGAUGCACCCUGGACACUGACACCCGAGUUCCUUGAAAAACAUAAGAUCGACUUUGUAGCCCACGAUGACAUCCCGUACUCCUCCGCUGGCUCGGAUGAUGUAUACAAACACAUAAAGGAGGCAGGAAUGUUUGUACCAACACAAAGGACUGAAGGUAUCUCCACAUCAGAUAUCAUCACAAGGAUUGUCCGGGACUAUGAUGUGUAUGCCCGGCGUAACCUCCAACGGGGAUACACCGCCAAAGAACUGAAUGUUAGUUUUAUAAAUGAGAAGAAAUAUCGCUUGCAAAACCAAGUGGACAAAGUGAAAGAAAAAGUCAAGAAUGUAGAGGAAAAAUCAAAAGAAUUUGUUUACAAAGUAGAAGAGAAGAGCCAUGACCUCAUCCAGAAAUGGGAAGAAAAGUCCAGAGAAUUUAUUGGCAACUUUUUAGAGCUGUUUGGACCCGACGGAGCCUGGAAGCAGAUGUUCCAGGAACGACGUGACCGAAUGCUCCAGGCUUUUUCUCCCCGGCGGAGCCCAAACAGCAGUCCUACAUGAAGCCGCUCUCCAUCCCGUUCUCCAUCUCCACCCUGGGUCUUCAAUAAAGCCUCCCCUCCCUCUUCUCCAAAAGCUGCCUCUGCCUCCCUCAGCAGCAUGAGCGAGGGAGACGAGGAUGAAAAGUAAAAUAAAGACACAUUUUGUUUUAACUAUGAGACAGAGGAACAAGUUGUGAACUCAACCACUGGAUGGGGAGAAGCAUGAGGAACAUCAGGGAUAUCUCUGACAGCAGGGAAUGUGCUCUGGGAGAUGUCGAAAACGGACUGGAGCACAGCAAGGGAGAUCUCAGGAAGAGCUUAUCUCAUCCCACUCCCUCAGGGUGCCUGGAGGCCCGGCCAGCAGUGCUUGCCAGACACGGGACCAGGGGCUGGCAGAAACACACACCUUUUCCAUGUCUUGCUGCUUACAGCUGCUGCGGCCAGGCCAGGUGUGGAAGGGAACUCUGCACCGAGUGGGGCUGGCAGGAGGAGCCUUGUUGGCUCCCAAUCUGGGACCAAGCACAUGGGCAAGCAACAGCUGUGGCCUGCAGAUGGAGGAGAUGCUGUUGUACAAGACUCUGCUAACUUUGAGCUCUUCUGCCAUAUGAAGGAAGGCUGCAGCAAAUGCAUUGAGAAACAGGAAAUACUGUAUUUUUUUUUCUUUUUGAAUGAAAUCUGCCCCAGAACCCAAGCCCGUGCCAGUGAAAUGGAGAGCUCUCCAGCUGAGUUGGUGGAAAUCCAUUUAAUAUUUUCAAGCUACUGAAUGCUGCUUGUUGACCAAGCGUCUGUACGGGGCGUAUGUAAAGAGUCAGGCUGUUACUUGCUUUAUCAAAUUGCUCACCAUGUUCCUAGUGCCUGAACCUGGUAACUUCUGGUUUGCUCCCUGGCUUUGCACUUCGGAGGCAAAAAAGUAAAUGAAAAAAAUAGCCCUAGCUGGAAUGUGGUGUCGUAGGAAAUAAGAUAGUUUGAAGACACUGGUGAUUUUUCUGGGGAAUUCUAAAAAACACAUGUGGUAUCCUAUGGCCUUGGGAUGUGGCCUCCUAGGAAAUCUGCAGCUCCCAGCUACCUAUUGCCAAACAAUGGGCACAACAGUGCUGCUGCCAUCGCAUGCUACUCAGCUGGUUAAACAGAUUUCUCGAACUCUAAAAUGUGUUCACAGAUACCCUGUCCCUGCAGAGUCCCGAGGCCAGUCCUCUACCUUAACGUGGAGAAAAAGUUGGCCAAAACAAUGGAAACCUCUUAAACAGGCACGGAUUUUCUUUCUCUGUCCGUUGACACCCAUACAGCCCCAAGCAAAGCCACAGAAAAGUAGCACGAAUGAAGCUUUCCCUCCCCCUCAAUGCGCUAGCUGCUCUCCUUCCCGUUCAGCAAAGCCAGACCCGCCUGACAUGCAUUCAGCUGGCACCUGGCAAGGUGGCUGCAGACUUGCAGGGUUUCUGGGCAUGGGGGACCCCCAGCCCCGAAGGCUGCUGUGCCCCACAGCUCAGAAAGCCACGCACAUCACCGUGGUAGGGCUGCAAAGCAACGAUGCCAUUUUGUUCCCAGGCUUGCUUGCCGAAGCCUGACUCGGUGCACAGGCACAUUCAAGGCUCUCCAGCCCAGCGCCAGCUUCAGUGCCAGGCCAGCGAGGUAGAGGUUGCCACCACCUUGCCUGUCCCACCAGCAGCCUGCUGGGCACAGACCUCGGGCAGCCUGGGCAGGGCGUCGCAGCAGCGAAAUGGCUGCUGUGCCCCAAAUGCCUGGGGUUGCAAACCCAUCGGGACACGCAGGCUGCUGCGGGCAGCUCUGAGCGGCUCUGGGGGAAGAACUGAAGGGAACAAAGAUGUCCGAGUGCCUGAGCACAGGGGGCGGUAGGACCUGCUGCAGCCAUCCCCCUCAAGGCUACUGUCCUUACCUUGCUGAGUGACCUAGUAGGUAAACUCCUUUCACUCCUUCCCUUGCAGGUAACUUUUCCAGACAGGUAAAUUACAGACCCUUGUACUAGGCACCAAAUUUGCCCCAUUCCUUACAUUUCUUACAGUUUUCAUCCAUCCCUCCCCCACUGCAGGGUAACCGGUUUUCUUUUGGGAGCAUUUUGCCAGACACUUCUCAGACUACCACAAGACCAAGUACAUAGUAUCGUGUGGCACGCUUUGUCCCCUGGAGUCAAACCAGUUCCUCCUUCACAGAGCUGCAAAAAGAAACGAGUAGGGAAUAGGGUGGAAAGCGCAAAGGGAGAGCUACAGCUAGUACCAGCUGUGCGCCACAUGGGAUGAUGCAAUUAAGACCUUGUUGAGCCUUAGGCAACCUGUUACUGUAAUUUCAUACCUGGGAUGCACUCGUUAGUUUUUCUGCUCCUUUGCAAGUCUCAAGUCUUCCUGUCACCAUCACUCCACCACAGGAACUGUCUGCUCUCUACUGGUGCUGUUCCUACGACGAGCCAUGUCCAAAUGCAGUGGAGGUGGGCAGGUUUGUUGUUCUUGGCUUUUACCAUUUGUUUGUUUUAAUUUCAUAGCACUUACUGUUCAGCAGCCUUUAUUCAGUGGUUUGAGUGGAAGACAGCACCACGACUUGUGCAUAGGAACUGGAGAAAAACUCACCAGUGACCUAUUCUGAACAGAAGCUGUUUCUCAGUCACAGGUGGCUAACCAGCAACAAAGCCAUAUACUGUACCGGGUGUCCGUCUGCGUUUAGGAUAUCAAUAAGCUGAAGCCUUUGCCCUGCUGGUACAGACACCAAUAUCCAUGUGCUGUCUCCAGCAAACCAGAACCUCAUUGUCUCUGGACACGUGGAGGCCAAUUUUGCACUUGAGUCAUGGUUGGGUUUUAUUUUUCAUGAGUGUUGCUUUAGUUCAGUCCUAUUUAUCAGCCAAGCUCCACAUGAAAAAUAAACAAUGUACAACAGAUA
Molecule: messenger RNA, 3986 nt
Organism: Falco peregrinus (peregrine falcon)
Lineage: Eukaryota; Metazoa; Chordata; Aves; Falconiformes; Falconidae
Gene: PCYT1B
Product: phosphate cytidylyltransferase 1B, choline
Exons: 8
Coding region: 223-1122 (299 amino acids)
Biological process (GO): CDP-choline pathway
Molecular function (GO): choline-phosphate cytidylyltransferase activity; phosphatidylcholine binding
Source: RefSeq, a predicted model, not a curated record